Cyclopterus lumpus (lumpfish) is the source of this 2136-nucleotide messenger RNA. RefSeq names its product adenosine deaminase domain containing 1 (testis-specific) (gene adad1). The record is from RefSeq and is a predicted model, not a curated record. The coding region runs from base 315 to 1904 and encodes 529 amino acids. Gene Ontology annotation, cellular component: cytoplasm; nucleolus. NCBI's taxonomy places the organism in Eukaryota, Metazoa, Chordata, Actinopteri, Perciformes, Cyclopteridae. The transcript is spliced from 13 exons. Gene Ontology annotation, biological process: RNA processing; adenosine to inosine editing. Gene Ontology annotation, molecular function: tRNA-specific adenosine deaminase activity; double-stranded RNA binding; double-stranded RNA adenosine deaminase activity.
GACAGCCGUUGACGCACGUGCGUCAGAAGCGAACGGUUUCUCUGGAGAUCAACGUGAACGCAAAAAACACGAUGUUUCUGCGUUGUUUUUGAAUUUGAAGCGCGCGCUGCACGCAUAGCAGCAAGCUCGAGCGCGGUGGCUUUUAGGUAUUUAAAUUGUUAGCAUAUUGUUUGACGUUUUAUCAAAAUAGAGAAUAGUCUAGAAAAUAGACUUUGGCCUUCAAUUUAACGUCAAAACCUCGAUCGGAAACUGUACCCGCUUUACAGGAACUGAGAGGAAGUUCUUUUAGUAGUAUAGUCGUGAAAGCUUCCAGGAUGUUUCCAACCCGUGGGUCACAUGGAGUGUCCUUCGCUCAAAUGGAGAAUGAACCCCAGACGUCAGGACUGGCCGACUCCUACAAACAUCCACCCACCUCGAAUCGUCAAUUCGCCCAACGAGGGAAAAGUACAUACAAACGCAGCAAUGCUUUCAAGCCACCGGCUUCGCCCCAAAUUGUGAUCGACAAAUACACUCAAGGAGAGAUGGACGCGGUGUCUGUGCUCCAUCAGCUGGCCCAGAUCUUGCAGUUCCACCUGGAAAUAAAGGAGACGGUGACUACAGGCAACAUAGCGGGGCUUUAUUUUGCCUUUUGUGUGGUGGUCGACGGGGUCGAGUACAAGACCGGCAUGGGGACGACAAAGAAGGCGGCUCGGCUCAAAGCGGCGCAGUUCGCGCUGCCCGACCUCCUGCCCACCUUGGAGGAUCUGAAGUCUUCUCUCCCUGAAGCAUCAGAUGUCCCUCCACCCCUGCCAGUAAAAGAGCCCUCCAUCUCUAACCUCCGGCCCUGUAGAGCCAUUCACGAAAGGACGAGUUCCAUCGGCCACCAGAUCCUGCACGCCGUCAGGGAUCAGCUCACUAAACUGAUGAACAGCCACCCGGAGUUCUCUACCUGUGCGGGCUCCACGGCGGCGUUCAUCAUUCAGACUUCCGGGGGGUGGGAGGUGGUCGCUCUGGGCACGGGGAACUUCAAUACCAAGCAGAGCACCUCGUCGAAUGGACGAAUCGUGCACGAUUCGCACGCGGUGGUGAAUGCAAGGAGAUCCCUCAUGAGGUUUCUGUACCGCCACCUGCUGAUGUUCUUCAACGAAACGGACGACCUGAAGGAGAAGUCCGUCUUCCAGCGGAGCGGCAGCGGCAGCGGCCUCCUCAGCCUGAAGGACGGCGUCACCCUCCACCUCUACGUGAACCAGCUGCCCAAGGGUGCCACUCAGAUCCCUUCCAAGCUGCGCCUGAACCCGCUCUCCAUCGCGGCAUGGCAGGUCAACAACGAGAUCAGCCUACACCUGUCGGUGGAGGGAAAGGUGUUCUCGGUUUUCUCGUGGGCCUUUGAUAACUCCGCCUCCAAGGUGGUCAGCAUGUCCGCCACGGACAAGCUGACUCAGUGGCAGGUGCUCGGGUACCAGGGGGCCUUGCUCAGCCACUUCAUUGAGCCCAUCUACGUCCAAAACAUCCUCGUAGGUGACAUUGGCUGCAGCGAUGUCCGGGGCAUGAAAAUCUCAGUGAGCCAGCGCGUGGAGGGCAUCACCCCUCAGCUGCCCACGUUCUACUGCAUGAUGACACCCCACAUCAGCCUGGUGCCCGCCGUGGCCGCCGGCGGCGCCGCCGAAUGCCGGCUGUCCUACGCUCUCAACUGGAGCGAGGGCGACUGCUCCCUGGAGGUGGUGGACGGCCUGGAGGGCAAGACCAUCGAGGAAUCUCCCUUUAAGAGCGGCCCGGCUCUCGCCAGCCGCCUGUGCAAAGCGGCGAUGCUGCACCGCUUCAAGCUGGUGGCCAAAGACGCCCAGAGGGAGGACCUGCUGGCCACGAUCUCCUACAGAGAAGCCAAGGUCUUGAUUACACGUCUCCGAGGCGGCGUCGCGUCUUAAUUUUUGUGACCAUCGUUUGCACAUUUUGAGGAAGAAAGUGAAUCCGUAAGCAUCGUUGUGACUCGUGUGUUGCUUCUAUUGCCAUUUUUGUCACCGAAGCGGAUGGCAAAGCCGUACCAGGAGGCCAAGAACGUGCUGCGGGCGUACCUGCAGCAGCAGGGCUUUGGCGCCUGGCUGGUCAAGCUUUCUGUCCGUGAGAACUUCAACAUGUGAAUAAAAGGAAGAAAAAAAA